Messenger RNA from Rhea pennata, 4844 nucleotides. RefSeq names its product proprotein convertase subtilisin/kexin type 2 (gene PCSK2). The transcript is spliced from 12 exons. NCBI's taxonomy places the organism in Eukaryota, Metazoa, Chordata, Aves, Rheiformes, Rheidae. Gene Ontology annotation, cellular component: neuron projection; membrane. Gene Ontology annotation, biological process: peptide hormone processing. The record is from RefSeq and is a predicted model, not a curated record. The coding region runs from base 1 to 1914 and encodes 637 amino acids. Gene Ontology annotation, molecular function: serine-type endopeptidase activity.
AUGCCGGCGGGGCCGCCGCUGCUGCGGGGCGCCCUCCUCCUCCUCCUCCUCUUCCUCGGCGCCCCGGCCCGGGGAGCCGUCUACACCAACCAUUUCUUGGUGGAGCUGCACGGCGGGGACCAGGCGGAGGCCGAGCGGGUGGCGGCGCAGCACGGCUUCGGCGGGGUGCGCAAGCUUCCUUUUCUAGAUACGGGAUACUUCUUUUAUCACAAUGGCAUUGCUAAGGCCAGAAGAAGACGCAAUCUUCAACGCAAACUUCGUCUGGAAAAGGAUUCCAGGGUAAAGAAAGCUGUACAACAGGAAGGCUUCAGCAGAAGAAAGCGAGGAUAUAGAGAUAUCAAUGAUAUUGACAUCAACAUGAAUGAUCCCUUAUUUACAAAGCAAUGGUACCUGAUUAACACUGGACAAGCAGAUGGGACUCCUGGACUUGAUCUUAAUGUAGCUGAAGCAUGGGAGCUGGGAUACACAGGGAAAGGAGUUACCAUAGGAAUUAUGGAUGAUGGAAUUGAUUAUCUACAUCCUGAUCUUGCCUCAAAUUAUAAUGCCAAAGCCAGCUACGAUUUCAGCAGUAAUGAUCCUUACCCCUACCCCCGCUAUACAGACGACUGGUUUAACAGCCAUGGGACAAGGUGUGCGGGAGAAGUGUCUGCUGCAGCCAACAACAACAUCUGCGGUGUGGGAGUUGCAUACAACUCCAAGGUGGCAGGUAUCCGAAUGCUGGACCAGCCGUUUAUGACAGACAUUAUUGAAGCUUCCUCUAUCAGUCAUAUGCCUCAAGUCAUAGAUAUAUAUAGUGCCAGCUGGGGACCAACUGACAAUGGAAAAACUGUGGAUGGACCUAGAGAACUAACGCUGCAAGCGAUGGCAGAUGGUGUGAACAAGGGCCGAGGUGGCAAAGGAAGCAUCUAUGUCUGGGCGUCUGGAGAUGGGGGCAGCUAUGAUGACUGUAACUGUGAUGGUUACGCAUCGAGCAUGUGGACCAUCUCCAUCAAUUCUGCUAUAAAUGACGGACGGACAGCUCUGUAUGAUGAAAGCUGCUCUUCAACCUUGGCCUCCACCUUUAGUAAUGGGAGGAAGAGAAAUCCAGAGGCUGGCGUGGCUACAACAGAUUUGUAUGGCAACUGCACUCUCCGUCACUCGGGAACGUCUGCAGCUGCCCCCGAGGCAGCUGGAGUGUUCGCCUUGGCCCUGGAGGCUAACUUGGAUCUGACUUGGAGAGACAUGCAGCAUUUGACAGUGCUCACCUCCAAAAGGAACCAGCUUCACGAUGAGGUUCAUCAGUGGCGUAGAAAUGGUGUUGGGCUGGAAUUCAACCAUUUGUUUGGCUAUGGCGUCUUAGAUGCAGGAGCAAUGGUUAAGAUGGCAAAAGACUGGAAGACUGUUCCUGAGAGAUUCCACUGUGUUGGAGGGUCAAUACAGGAACCUGAAAAGAUACCAUCAAGUGGCAAGCUGGUCCUCACCCUUACAACUGAUGCUUGUGAGGGGAAAGAAAACUUUGUCCGAUACCUUGAACAUGUCCAAGCAGUUAUAACUGUGAAUUCAACUAGGCGAGGAGACCUCAACAUCAACAUGACCUCGCCAAUGGGAACAAAAUCCAUUUUACUGAGCCGGCGUCCCAGGGAUGACGACUCCAAGGUGGGUUUUGACAAAUGGCCUUUCAUGACCACACACACUUGGGGAGAAGACCCCAGGGGCACCUGGGCCCUAGAGAUUGGGUUUGUUGGCAGUGUGCCCCAGCGGGGCGUGCUGAAAGAGUGGACACUGAUGUUACAUGGGACUCAGAGCGCACCCUAUAUAGACCAAAUAGUAAAAGAUUAUCAGUCCAAACUGGCCAUGUCCAAGAAAGAAGAACUGGAAGAAGAGUUAGAUGAAGCAGUAGAGAGAAGCUUGAAGAGUUUACUGAGCAAGAACUAGUGCUAUUCUGCAUGAUGGUCUCGUUCUUUCCUCGGAUCCCUCUAUUCACCUUUCUACUAUCCAAACGUCUGUGUUAGACAUAUUACAAUGAUCAUCUCUGUAGCCAAAUUAUCACACUUUCUUGAUUUUAAAGUCUUAGAUCUCGUCAAUGUUUAUUUUAAUUACCACUGAAGCAAUCUUUUUUUUUUUUUACUCUAAACCACAAAUAUAUUGUCCCCUACAAAAUAUUAUAUACAAUUUGUGAGUGUAAAUGAUUUUUCUUUUGUGUCAUACAGUUAAGUAAUAACUUGCAAACAGUUGAUGGCUUUCCCUUCAUAUUUUUGUGGUAAAUGUUUGUAUUUUAAAAAGAGUGUAUUUUAACAUUGGCAGUUGGUGACAGUGGGCCCAUUGUUAAAAAUUAUUGUGAGAGAGGGAAUCACAAAGAGAAGUCUUUGAAUGUCUAACAGCUCCUUUUGCAUCAUUGACUUCAGUGGGACUUUUCCCACUGGGUUCAACCAAAGUAAGACUAAACCCUAAAAAAUAAUCUAGAGAUGAAGAAAAAUUUAAAAUCUAAUUUGCGGAAAUCAGUUCUUUUUAGAGCUUUCCUUACUAUAUACACUUCUACAACAUACUAACACUUUAGCCAUAAAAUGGUUCAAGAAGCAAGCAAUAAGGAAGGCAAAGUGAUGCCAUAGCUGUGUGAUAAAGGGAACUGCAUUGCCAGGCAAGGUCAGGGCAUUCUAGAAGCACAAGUUUCAAUUUCAUUUUCUUAAUUUUGGCAAUUUAAAUCAAUUUACCAUUUUGCAGCAGAACUAGCAUAUAGGAAUAAGGUAUAGGAUUUCUGGGAACCUUUGUGCAAAAGUGCAUCUGCUCAUCUCUACCCUGAAAUGUACUACAGCAGCAUACAAGAAUACAAGACUGUGUCAGCAUUUCCAAUUACAGACCCCUAUUUUCUGGGGUUUACAUCCUGGCUGUCAGUAAAUUGCUGUGGGAAAAAAAUGACGUAUGUAGUUUCAGUCCAGAAGGAAUUUUUUAAUCCAAAUUUCAUUUUUAAAAAUAGAGAUUUGUUAUUUUUGUGUUAUACAAAUAUAUUUAAGGAGAAAAAUAUGCCUAAGUUAUUUUAUGUAUAAUGCAAAGUUGGCUUUCAUGGGAAAUAAAAUGUAGCGUAUUUGGGAAGAUUUGUCCAUAGUCAUUGCUCUUUGCUGUCUAAAGACUUAGUCCCACCUUCACUUUUCAUACCUGAGUAAAGUCAGUCUCUCCCUCCCUUGGAGUCUGCUCUGGUUAUUACCACAACACAUCCCAUUCUCUUCAAUGGGGAUUACUCAUGUUAGCAAACACGACAUGUUCUCAGGUGUGAGAUCCCAAAUUAUAACCUUUGAAUAAUAAAUGGUCUUGAUCCUGCAAAUAUUUAGGCACUAACUUCAUGUGAAUGCCAUCAGUGGACCUAGUCAAAUGCUUAUUUUAGGCAGAUGCUUAAGAUCCUUGCAGGACCUGAGAUCUAUUUUUUAGCAGUGACUAGUUUCAGAAUUUUAUUAAGUAUUUUUAAUAUGCAGAGUAUUCCUCUAAAAUGUUUUAAUAAGAGCUGUCUUGGUUAAUCAGGUACAUAGUAAAAGAAGCAUAUUCAGUAAGUAAGUAUUUAUCUAACAAAUUAAAAACAUAGCCCAAAGGUUAUAUGGUGCACACUUUUCACUUAAGAAUGUAUCCUUUAUUCUGUUAUUUCAAGUGACUGUCCAUCUUCUAUCAUUCCAUAAGAGGCCUAUUCUAAAUCCAAAUGCAAAACAGCUCAACCUACUUACAGUCUGUGAUGUGACCUACACAAUAAGGCCAAAGCAAGCAGGCUCGCACUGUUCAUUGCUUCUUCACUGCUGUGCAGCAAUCCAUUAGGACAGCGGAGUCACACUUGGAUAAAACAGGUGUCAUCAAGAGAAGAAUCAGGCCCUGUGUGAUUUUUAACUUUCAAAUGCUCUUGUUUAUUUGUUCAAAUACAUUAUAGUGUCAACUAUGUUUAACUUGGUGAUAUGAAAAUUAACUCAAGGAUAAGAUGGGCCCAUUUCAAACCACAGGUUAGAGUUCACAAGGUAUAAACCAAAACUCACUGGAGUUAAGUGGGUUGAUGGACAGGUUGUUUGUGUCUUUGUCUGGAACUGAGUGGUUUUUGGAAAGGCUCACAGUUCUCAGAAAGAGCUGCAUAUACAUAUCGGAGAGAAGAAUUUGCCAUAUAAACAUAUUUAUGCAUAUAUGUGUGUCUAAAUGCAUACAGCACACCUGUGGCAUCUCUCUCUCUCCAUGUGUAUUACAUAUGAUAUGUAUAUUCAGUGAAUGUUAUGUAUAUUUGCUUAUCAAUAUAGAGGAUUACAUAUUGUAUGCAAUGUAUAAUACAUACACACAAAUGUAAUUACUCUGUGUAUGUGUUCAAAGAAACAGAGACAACUGGAAGCUAUUGAAAGAAUGUCAAAAAUAUGGGAAAAGUUUUGGAAGAAGAAAAGUCCAUGUGGAAAUUUUAAAUGAAUGUGUAAAUUAAUUUCCAUUGCAUUCAUGUAAUUUUGCACUUCUCUGUUUAAUCAUUAAAUGUCCUAUAUAGCAGCAAAAUAAUAAAAUGAUUGUUCAUAUUUUCAUAAUGUUGACAUAAUUUAUUAAGUGAAAGAUGACUCUAGCGAGUGAUAAACAGAAAUGGUGAGUUUUGAUAUAAGCAUAUAUAAAACUAAGUGUAUAUACAAUAUCGAGAUAUACUUCAAAUUCUUCAGGCUUUUUGCAUUGGGGGAACACUGAAAAAUAUGUCCGGUUAGACUAAGUUUUUAAGGUAUUGCUGAUGGAAAAUAAAUUUAAUUUGUUAGUAUUUAUAAUAUAGGAGAAAUGAAGUUCCUGAUUUAAAACAGGUGAACAUUGUUAAACUAAAGCCCUGUGAUGAUGUUUUUAUAAUCUGAGUAAAAUAAAGAGCUGUUGUAAACUGG